This is a messenger RNA of Saccostrea cuccullata (small rock oyster), 1418 nucleotides long. Its product is annotated as heat shock protein 30D-like. Gene Ontology annotation, cellular component: nucleus; cytoplasm. Lineage: Eukaryota; Metazoa; Mollusca; Bivalvia; Ostreida; Ostreidae. The transcript has a single exon. Gene Ontology annotation, biological process: response to heat; protein refolding. Bases 555 to 1256 code for a protein of 233 amino acids. The record is from RefSeq and is a predicted model, not a curated record.
AGACAAUUUUUUCCCCUUAAUAUAUACAUAUGGUUUAAGGGUGGAGUAUUCUUCUCCCGUAGUAAACAAGUUUAUUGACCUACUUAAAAAUCCCAUUUGAUGCAUAUUUUUUGACUCCACCACCCACACUGCUUUCCAAAAUAAUUUGUUUCUAGAUGUGUACUUUUACUGUUGUUGACAAAUAUUCCCUAACAAAUGAGUCACACCAACAACUCUGAGAAGCGAUGAUAGAUAAUUAAUAACGGUGAGGUCAGGUGAAGUCUGUGUGAGCCCUGACUGCCCAUGGGAGAUUGGUGUUAAUAUGGACCCUUGACAAAUGGCCUACACAUUCAUAGAACACCCCCUGGCCCAACUGCUUCAUUUUGAUGUGUUUUGAUGUUAUUUCUUUACGCAUCUAGAAGGUUUCAUAAAUGUAUAUAAGGAGCACAACACCUAAUGCAAAGUAGCAUAUCUUUAGAAGGAUUUGAAACUAGCUGAAUAUUGAACUUGCUUGUUGUGCAUUUAUUGGACACUUAUCCAUAUCCAGAAGGAAGAAACUGUGAGAAAAUCUGACCAUGUAUAGUCGACAUAUACCAAUUUACCAUGAUGACUGGAGUCAUCGCUGGUCAUCCUUAAACCAAGGUCCAUUCUAUUCCAGUCGAGUCUCACGAUUCCCAGAGAUACCCCCGCCUCCAAUAACUACUAGGUAUGAUCCCGAGCCUUUCUUUGACCGGUCACCUAUGCCUUUUCCAGACUAUAACGAGAGGAGAGAGCUUGUGUCCCGUAGUGAGCCUGCAUGGACGUACUCGGCCCCACCACCGACGCCUGCUCCCUCCUUGAUGGAGAACGAGAUGCGAAAGAUGACCCACGAAAUGAACAACAUGGCCAGGAACUUCCAGAGAAUGGGACCAGCCAGUGGACUCAAGUCAGUGGAGGACAUGAGACUGACCGAGGAUUUCAAUGUUAACAAUCCAGUGCAGCAGGAUGUUUAUGGAAACAGAAGAUUCCAAUUGGAGUUUGAUUUGCGCCAGUUUAGACCAGAGGAAAUUCACAUCAAGACCACUGGAAAUCAACUCACCGUUCACUGUAAGCAUGAGGAAAAGGAAAAUGGAAAAUCGUCAUUUAAAGAGUACAACCGACAAUUUGUCCUACCCAAAGAGGUCAACCCUGAGCAUUUAACUUCAAAGCUGUCGGCUGAUGGCAACCUCUACAUUACUGCACCAUUGCCAGCACUGCCCAGUUCCAGAGAUAGGCUGAUACCCAUUGAUAAGAAGUAAUGAUAAAUGGACUAAAUGUAAAGAUACAUGGUAGAUACUCUUGCAAUUAUUAUUGGAAUUUUGACUGGUAAAAUGCUGGUGUAUUUUUAGAAUGUUUUUGAAUUUGUAUAUAAAUUGUAUAAAUUAUGUUUUGUACAUUAAAUUAAAAGUAGGUUAGAACAU